Molecule: messenger RNA, 2295 nt
Organism: Lycium ferocissimum
Lineage: Eukaryota; Viridiplantae; Streptophyta; Magnoliopsida; Solanales; Solanaceae
Product: pentatricopeptide repeat-containing protein At5g48730, chloroplastic
Exons: 4
Coding region: 38-1444 (468 amino acids)
Molecular function (GO): protein binding
Source: RefSeq, a predicted model, not a curated record
UCAGCCUCAUAUUUUCAGUGAACACAACUCAACUCUCAUGGCUUCUCUCAAUCCAAUUCCUCCAUCAUCAUUCGGACCACCAAGACCCGACCCGUUAACCCGAAGGAACAUACCCAUUGACCCGAAUUCGAAGUUGAAGGAGAAAGAAGCAAAAGAGAGAAAAGAAGAAACAAAUAAAAAAAUAGCAUCACAAAAAGCAAUAUCUAUAAUUCUACGUAGAGAAGCAACAAAAGCAGUAAUUGAGAAUAAAAAAAAGAAAGGGAAUUCAAAGAAACUAUUGCCACGUAGUGUUCUUGAAGCACUACAUGAACGUAUUACUGCUUUACGUUGGGAAUCUGCUCUUAAGGUCUUUGAACUCCUCCAGGAGCAGUUGUGGUAUAGGCCUAACCCGGGUAUUUAUAUCAAAUUAAUUGUCAUGCUUGGGAAAUGUAAGCAACCUGAGAGAGCACAAUCUUUAUUCGAGACGAUGGUAGAGGAAGGUUGUGUCGUGAAUCAAGAAGCUUACACUGCUCUUUUGUCUGCCUAUAGCCGUAGUGGGCGUUUUCACGAAGCUUUUUCUAUCCUGGAAGAGAUGAAGAACACUCCGAACUGUGAACCUGAUGUCUUCACGUAUACCAUCCUGAUAAAGUCCUGCCUGCAGGUUUAUGACUUUGACAAAGUGCAAAUCGUGCUUUCUGACAUGGAACGUAUGGGGAUCAAGCCCAAUACAGUAACAUAUAAUACACUCAUUGAUUCCUAUGGCAAAGCAAAAAGGUUCAAAGAGAUGGAAUCCACACUUGUCGAAAUGCUGAGGCGAAAAGACUGCAAGCCAGAUGUGUGGACCAUGAACUCAACAUUGAGAGCAUUCGGUGGCAGUGGGCAAAUAGAAAUGAUGGAAAAAUGCUAUGACAAGUUUCAAAGUGCUGGAAUUGAACCCAGUAUCAAGACAUUCAACAUACUCUUAGAUUCAUACGGGAAAACAGAAAAUUACGAGAAAAUGGGUGCUGUAAUGGAGUUUAUGCAGAAAUACCAUUUUUCAUGGACCAUAGUUACUUACAAUAUCGUAAUAGAUGCAUUUGGAAGGGCUGGGGAUAUAAAGCAGAUGGAAUUUCUUUUUAGGCUGAUGCAAUCUGAGAGGAUAAGACCGAACUGUGUUACUCUUUGUUCUCUUGUAAGAGCUUAUGGGAAAUCUGGUAAAGCUGAAAAACUUGGAGGUGUUUUGCGGUUUAUUGAGAAUUCUGACGUGGCUCUUGACACGGUGUUUUUUAACUGCCUAGUGGAUGCAUAUGGGAUGAUGGGAUCCUUUACAGAGAUGAAAGGGGUGCUCGAGAUGAUGGAAAGAAGUGGAUGUAAGCCAGAUAAGAUAACAUACAGAAGUAUGAUUAAAGCAUAUUCAGUAAAUGGAAUGACUAGCAAAGCAACCGAGCUACGAAACCUACUUGCCUCAUUGGAGAAGGCGCGAUAGCUUCAUAGUUCAAAGGGCUAGCAAAUGCAAUGAGCCAAGCCAAAAGGUGUUUUGUGCAUCACGUGUUCUUGGGAGUUUUUAGCCAAAAUUGCCCCUUAUCUAUGGGAGCAGGUCUGUUUUGGUCCUUCAAAUAUAACCUUGAGCAUCUUUAGUCCCUUAAGUUUGCUAAAGUGGAGCACCUUUGGUCCAACUAACAGAAUGGACUUAAAAACUAACGGUGACUACCAAAAAAAGCACUACUGAAAACACUGCAAAAACCGACUGACUUCGGACCUACCGAAAAACUCUGUUCGUGGUCCGAUAACUACUGAGAUGCUGUUCUAAAUGGCUUAGCCUUAACUUUGAACUGAAUGCUGUGUCAGCAAAGGAAAAGGAUUGUCGUUAAUCAGCUCAAAUCACCAAUGGAUACAAUCAGUUGGAACUGGACCCCGGUGGAGAGGAGCAGUCGAUGAUUUUUGCAAACUCAGGUUUCCUUAGCCUCUUGAGGCUCAAUUGGAGUAGCAGAUCUUGGGCAGCAAUCAAAGAAUUAGCUUUUCCAAAUGUGUUUUUUAAGAAACUGUUUGCUAAAGCCCGUUGAAGCUAAUGUUGUUUGGACUCUCCAAAAUUGCACUACCUUUGUAUGAUCCGGACACGUACAUGGUGACAUUUUUGAAGAGUCUGAGCAACAUAGCUCAAGCAGGUUAUUUGGUGCAAACAAUGUCCAACCGUAUGGAUCAAUCAAUACAUUUUCAGAAGCUUGUCCUGCUGGUAUAUUCAAAUUGUGUAAGUUAGGCUGUUAGACAAAUCAAACAUUGCAGCUGUUACUGAGAUUUCAAUUCUUGAAUUUAUAGGGAAAACACAUAGUUGGAGAA